Molecule: messenger RNA, 363 nt
Organism: Mesorhabditis belari
Lineage: Eukaryota; Metazoa; Nematoda; Chromadorea; Rhabditida; Rhabditidae
Source: the annotation of a GenBank genome assembly
AUGACAGACAACAAGAUCUCAUGGGCGCUCGAGAAUGGCGAUUUGGAUGUAGUGAAAGCGAGUGUGAAUGCAAAAAACGUGAACGAGGUUGUACGAAACGGGCGCACGGCUCUUCAUUUAGCCUGCGAUUAUGGACAAACCGAAGUUGUCAAAUAUCUGCUCGAGCAUGGCGCUGAUGUGAAUAAGACGGAUUGCCAUGGAAUUAGCCCGCUUCUCUAUGCCGCUUGGGAGGAUCAUUUGGAGUUGGCGAAAGUGUUGAUUUCAAAGGGAGCCAAUCGAGAAGUGAAUUCACCCGAUGGAAAGCCGCUCAUCGAGUGUGCCGCUUCAGAAAAGAUGCGAUCGCUUAUCGCCACCUAUGUCGCU